Messenger RNA from Pezoporus occidentalis (night parrot), 5769 nucleotides. It is a transcript of the gene KCNH7, whose product is annotated as potassium voltage-gated channel subfamily H member 7. The record is from RefSeq and is a predicted model, not a curated record. The transcript has 17 exons. Gene Ontology annotation, biological process: potassium ion transmembrane transport; membrane repolarization during action potential. Bases 724 to 4362 code for a protein of 1212 amino acids. NCBI's taxonomy places the organism in Eukaryota, Metazoa, Chordata, Aves, Psittaciformes, Psittacidae. Gene Ontology annotation, cellular component: plasma membrane. Gene Ontology annotation, molecular function: inward rectifier potassium channel activity.
CGCUGGUAGUCCCGGGACGACGACGGAGAAGCUGGAGCAGCCGAAGGUGGCGGGGCCCCCCGGCCACUAGCACCCUUGGUCCCCGCUGCACCCCCUGCAACCGCAGCCGUGGGGGAUGUGGCAUGUCGCGGUGCUGCCGGCGUGUAGCUCAUUCCUGAUGCCGCUGUUUGUCGCUGAGUUUUGAAGAGAUUUAUUGGCUGGCUCUUGCUAAGCCAUGCUUGAGUAAUCCGAGCUGCUGAGCGCCGUGGUGGAGCCCGGAGGGGGGGACGUCACUCCCUCUGGCAGCGGAGCAACAUUAGUCUUCCAGCCCUCUAACCAUCGCUACAGCGUCGGAAACUGCCGGGUCACGGCCAUUUGCUUUGGAAAAUUGGCGAUGUUUGGUGCUAGAGAUCGAUUACUCUUGUAAUCCAGCCCCCCACCUCCUCCUGCUUACCCCACCCCUACCCGCCCCAGACAAUAGCGUCCGACUCCUCCAGGAAAAAAUAGAAAAGAAAGCAAGGAAGGAAAAGAAAAAGAAAGAAAGAAAAAAAGAAACUGGGGGAUGGAUCUGACUCCAAUAGGAAAAGCGUGUAUCUAGAAGUGGUGCUAAUGGGAAGAGAUUUCCGAGCUUCAGAGGACGAUGAUUUGUCACAAAGGGUAGCCGGCUCGGUGCUCUGGGCUGGAGCCGUGUAGGAGAUCCUUGGAGAAGUCAUUGUGCACAGAAAACCGAAGACCUGUACAAACAUGCCUGUUCGCAGAGGUCAUGUGGCACCACAAAAUACAUUUUUGGGUACAAUCAUACGAAAAUUUGAAGGGCAAAAUAAAAAAUUCAUCAUUGCUAAUGCUAGAGUGCAGAAUUGUGCUAUCAUCUACUGCAAUGAUGCGUUCUGUGAGAUGACCGGGUUCUCCAGGCCAGAUGUCAUGCAGAAACCUUGCACCUGUGAUUUUCUUCAUGGGCCAGAGACCAAAAGACAUCAUAUUGCCCAAAUUGCUCAAGCACUCCUGGGGUCAGAGGAGAGGAAAGUGGAAGUCACCUAUUAUCACAAAGACGGAUCUACUUUCAUUUGCAACACCCACAUAAUUCCAGUGAAAAAUCAAGAGGGAGUAGCAAUGAUGUUUAUUAUUAACUUUGAGUAUGUUACAGAUGAAGAGAAUGUGGUAUCUCCUGAGAAGUGCAAGCCAAUAUUGCCAUCCAAACUUGUAAAUCAUGGUAACAACCUUUCGAGUGGCUCUUCUUCAGGCAGACUUCUUGGGUUCCGGUUACCUGGAUUGAGACUUUUAACAUACAGAAAGCAGUCUUUACCACAGGAAGACCCCGAUGCAGUGAUAGUCGAUUCAUCUAAGCACAGUGACGACUCAGUGGCAAUGAAGCACUUUAAAUCACCUACAAAAGAAAGCUGUAGUCCUUCAGAAGUGGAUGAUACAAAAGCACUAAUUCAACCCAGUAAAUGUUCACCUUUGGUUAAUAUAUCAGGACCUCUUGACCAUUCAUCACCUAAACAGCAAUGGGACAGACUUUACCCUGAUAUGAUACAGACAAGCAAUCCGCUAACCCAUUCCAGAUCAAAGGAAAGCAUUUGUAGCAUACGGCGAGCGUCUUCAGUACAUGACAUAGAAGGCUUUAACGUCCAUCCCAAGAACAUUUUUAGGGACCGUCAUGCAAGUGAAGAUAAUGGUCGCAAUGUCAAAGGGCCUUUUAAUCAUAUCAAGUCAAGUCUAUUGGGAUCCACAUCGGAUUCAAAUCUCAACAAAUACAGUACAAUCAACAAAAUUCCUCAACUCACACUGAACUUUUCAGAUAUCAAAAGUGAAAAAAAAUCUUCAUCUCCUCCUUCUUCGGAGAAAGCGAUUAUUGCACCUAAGGUGAAAGACCGAACGCACAAUGUAACAGAGAAGGUUACCCAGGUUCUAUCCUUAGGGGCUGAUGUUCUACCAGAAUAUAAACUCCAGACACCUCGCAUCAAUAAGUUUACUAUAUUGCACUAUAGUCCUUUCAAAGCCGUCUGGGACUGGCUCAUUCUGUUGCUGGUAAUAUACACCGCCAUAUUCACCCCUUACUCUGCUGCCUUCCUUCUGAAUGAUAGUGAGGAAAGGAAGAGGAGAGAGUGUGGAUAUUCUUGCAGCCCACUGAAUGUUGUAGACUUAAUUGUGGAUAUUAUGUUUAUCAUUGACAUUCUGAUAAACUUCAGAACAACAUAUGUGAAUCAGAAUGAAGAAGUGGUAAGUGACCCAGCAAAAAUAGCAAUUCACUACUUCAAAGGCUGGUUCCUAAUUGACAUGGUUGCUGCAAUACCUUUUGACCUGCUGAUUUUUGGCUCUGGCUCUGAAGAGACAACAACUUUAAUAGGUCUUCUGAAGACAGCUAGACUGCUGCGUUUGGUGAGGGUAGCAAGGAAAUUGGACAGAUAUUCAGAAUAUGGUGCUGCAGUUCUGAUGCUUCUUAUGUGCAUAUUUGCAUUAAUUGCACACUGGCUUGCUUGCAUUUGGUAUGCCAUUGGAAAUGUAGAAAGACCUUACCUGGCUCACAAGAUUGGCUGGUUGGAUUCUUUAGGAGAACAAUUAGGAAAACAUUACAAUAAGAGUGAUGCAAGCUCUGGACCAUCCAUUAAGGACAAAUAUGUUACAGCACUUUAUUUUACCUUCAGCAGUCUGACAAGUGUAGGAUUUGGAAAUGUGUCUCCAAACACCAACUCAGAGAAAAUCUUUUCCAUCUGUGUCAUGUUGAUUGGCUCUCUAAUGUAUGCUAGCAUUUUUGGAAAUGUAUCUGCAAUAAUCCAGAGACUCUACUCAGGAACUGCACGCUAUCACAUGCAGAUGCUGCGAGUAAAGGAGUUUAUACGCUUUCAUCAAAUCCCCAACCCUCUGCGGCAGCGACUUGAGGAAUACUUCCAGCAUGCAUGGACAUACACCAAUGGCAUUGACAUGAACAUGGUCCUGAAGGGCUUUCCAGAAUGCUUACAAGCUGACAUUUGUCUGCACCUCAACCAAAAUUUACUUCAGAAUUGUAAAGCUUUCAGGGGGGCCAGUAAAGGCUGUCUUCGAGCUUUGGCUAUGAAAUUUAAAACAACACAUGCACCUCCUGGAGACACUUUAGUGCACUGUGGAGAUGUUCUCACUGCUCUUUACUUUGUGUCAAGAGGCUCCAUUGAAAUCCUUAAGAGUGACAUUGUUGUAGCCAUUCUUGGGAAAAAUGAUAUUUUUGGAGAGAUGGUACAUCUUUAUGCAAAACCAGGAAAGUCAAAUGCAGAUGUGAGAGCUUUAACUUACUGUGACUUACAUAAGAUCCAGCGAGAAGAUCUACUAGAAGUUUUGGAUAUGUACCCUGAAUUUUCUGAUCUCUUCCUCACCAAUCUAGAGCUGACUUUUAAUCUGAGAGAUGAAACUGCAAAGUCUGACCUCGUAAUAAGAUCACAAACUACUAAUGAUAUGGAUGGAGAUAACUGCAAACUACGAAGACGGAAAUUGUCCUUUCAAAGUGAAAUAGAGGAAGAUUAUUUCAAAGAGAAUGAUCAGAGUGAUCCUGAACCCUCAGGGGACACCACCAGAUACUAUCAAUCUGUUAAGAAACACUUUGAGGAGAAAAAAAGUGGGUCAUCAUCUUUUGUAUCAUCCAUUGAAGAUGAGCAAAAGCCCCUGUUCUCUGGGACAGCUGAUUACCCAUCUGUAACAGAGAAAACCACAGAGGUGGACUUUGAAGAAAUGGUUCAUGCCCCAGAAGAAAUUCUUAUUGACAAAAGAAGCAAUUCUUGCAAAGAUAUCACUGAUAAAAGAACCUGGGAGCAAGAGAACAUCCAGGAGUACCAGGACUCUCCAGUUCAGUCAGCAUUACCCCAUGUUACAUGGGGGAUCUGUGAAACUGAAAGUGACUUCAUAUAUGGGGAAGUGGAGAAUCGAUUAGAUUUACUUCAAGAGCAACUCAACAGGCUUGAAUCCCAAAUGACUGCCGAUAUCCAAACCAUCCUGCAGCUUCUGCAAAGGCAGACAACACUCAUUCCACCUGCCUAUAGCAUGGUGACUGCAGGUGCAGAGUACCAACAGCCAGCAAUCCGGGUAAUACAAAAGCUUCAGCCUGCAGCAUCAAUUAAAACAGACAGGAGUUUCAGACCUUCAUCUCAGUGUCCUGAAUUUCUAGACCUUGAAAAAACAAAACUUAAAUCCAAAGAAUCCCUCUCAAGUGGAGUGCAUCUUAACACAGCCUCAGAAGACAACCUGGCUUCUCUUUUAGACCAAGAACGUGACCAGUCUGUAGAGUGUCCCCCACAGCACUGUAAAACUUAUCUCCAGCCAAUUAGGCAUCCUUCCUUGCCAGAAUCUUCACUAACCACUGUAGGAAUUUUGAGUCUUCAUAGGCAUGUUUCUGAUCCUGGUCUUCCUGGGAAAUAAUACUUUUGUACUAUUAGUUCACAUAAAAAUGUAAGUGCUUUUAAUGGCUGGUUUUCCUUUUUUUUUUUUUUUUUGUAUUUAAAUCCUCUAUACUUGACUCAGGGGCUACAAGGAAUAUACCAUUAUAUGCAAAAGUACUGUAUAUUUUCCUAAAUCUGAAGCUUGUAAGGUAAAGUUGAGCAGUUCUGAUGUAAAUAUAUAUAUAUACACACACACACACUAAGUGUAUGUUCCAAAUGUAAAACUGCCAGCAUUCUCAAGGCACCUUAUUUUUUUUUUUUAAUAACAUGCAUGUUCUGAAAUUACAGGUUACGUUGCAUGGAUAUUACCAUUUACUGCUGUCAUGGAAAUAGUAUUAUAUUGUGGAUAUGUGUUCAGAGCAAAUAGGAGACCAAUAACAAUAAUUCACAUAGAAAAAUUCCUUCCUGACCAAGCUAAAAUUCAAGCAAAAUCUUCUUCUAGCUCAGUUCUGAAAAUCAAUUUAUCUUUCUUGUAGUGAGCUUUUUACAGUCAAUCACAAUGAUUCUGAACCUAGAGAAAAAAGAAGGUAACCCAGUCUUCUAGGUUUAAAACAAUUAGGACAGAGAAACCAGCCUGCUUCCAAAUCAGUUGAAGUAGAGCAGCACUUUAAAAGACAGGAAAACUCUGCCACAUGCUCGAAAGAAUCACUGUAGAUCACAUCCACAAAACUGCAGGAAUUGAAUAAUUUGUUUCCCUUUUUUUAUUAUUUAUUUAUUUUUAAUUGCAUCACAGAAGUUAGCUGCCAUAAACAGGCAGGAACUCUUCAUCUGUCACACAAACAUAAUCAAAUGCAAUAAAUGUCAUUUCUGUAUAAUGCAGAAGACUGUGUUCCUUUUGUUUCAUACAAAUUAUUAACAGUCUGUUGAAUUAAAAAAUACUUUACACAUUUUUGAUUUCUAAUUAUGAGGGUGGCUGUUUGCAGUUACCUGUUUUUACUGACUGGCCCCUCCACAAUGAUCCUAGAUAGAGUAUAUAGGUAUGUGGAUACACAUACACCACACACACAUUCCUGUAUGUGUGCAUGUGUGUAUUUUAUAUAUGUACAUAUGUGUGUAUGUAUGUGCGUAUAUAUUUAUACACACGUGUGUAUAUGUGUAUACGUUACUCUAUAUACACACAUACACACAAGUGUGUGCUUAUACCUACACUUAUAUGUAGGAGUAUAGAUAUAUAGAGAUAUAUAUAUGUAUAUAUGUAAAAUCACUUUCAGGAACAACUGUAAACUUUCUUAUUACAAAAUGAGUAAGCUUAGCUUGUGUCCAAAGCUGACUACAUUAGAAUAAAAUGAUUUAAGGUCCAUAGGCUUUGAAUACAGUAUGUACCGUAUGUGCAUAAUGCUUUGUGAAUACUUAAGAUUUAAUUUUAUUAAAAUAUUAUUCUGCUUCA